CAUGUGAGUUAUCGAAAUGGAUGAUUUGGAUCACAGUAUACACAUUUCAGAGUAUGACUGGACGACCUUCUGUGAGGAGAGCGAGGAGUGUGGUUGGCUGCAGCCCUCGCUCGCCUGCCCCGACAGCUCAAGUGAUUCAGAGGAUUUGGGAAACUCAAGUUUAGUGUUUGGUACGGGCCAGCAGGAUCAGAGUUCUGCACAACUCUGCAUAGAGGAAGAGAACUGCACAGGUUGUGUAAAGUAUAUAUCGGUGCAGAUUAUUCAGAGUGGCUCAGGAGAAGAUGAUCUUACAACAAAAGAGGAGAUACGCCUGGUUCAUCCUGAAGAAAGCAUCGUCAGCACAGUGGAGCUCAUCACAGAGGAGGCACAAAACGAAACAACACUGCAAACUGAGCAACUAAAUGUCCAGUCUUCAGAUGCAGAAUCAUCAAAGCUGAAAAAAGAUGGGGGUGUGCAAACGGAGAGUGAACUCAAAUCCAUACAGGAACCUGACCCGCUUUCUUGGAACCAAACAGAGCUAAAUGUGAACGAACCGCACACCGCAGACAGAGCUGUGAGCUGUGAGGGCGUUAAGGGUGUCGUUUUAAGAGCAGAAAAAGAGCGCUGGUUUGUGACCGUGAACGACAGUCCUGCAAGACAGCGAGUACGCGGCGCCUCUGUGAAAAAAAAACGAAGACAAAAAAAACCUUGUAAGGAUGAUAACGUGUGCAGACCUGGGCAGGAGAGAUCACAUGAAAAUGGGUUAAAGUUAGAGAUAAUGAAAGAUAAUGAGGGAGAUGCAGAGUCUGUCAAACAAGCAAACCAAAAAUCAGGAGGUAGUCCAAGUGCUGAAGAAGAUCCUGAGAGCGUUCAGAUGGGAGUCAUUUCAGAUUCAUCGCAAAUGUCUGGUGAAGAAGACGAUAUGUCAGAAAAACUGGUGAUGUCUUAUUUUCCCCAAAACUACAUCAGUGAGCCAACGACAGAGGGAAACAAACAAGACCCGAGCACCUCUGCAGCAACGCCCGACGACACAUUUACACCCAAAGAACCAUCACGGACAGACAGUGUGGAGUCUGACGAGCUUGAAGACGCCGUCGAGUUCCUCUCCUCUCACAGUUUUGAUUCUGAAAGCUAUCUGUCAGCUACCGAAUCAAUGGAGGAACUUCAGCAUCUUCUCGUCGCACACCAGCAGUCUUUUUCUCUGACAGAAAACAGCGAUCUGUUCACCAACGCUGCAGAUACAGCGGACAGACCAGUGCAUCCUUGUAACAGCACUCUCUCCUGCAACGUCACAGCUCCUGACUCUGAAGGUCAUGAAAGCACUGACGUUGAGCCCAACCUAACAUUUCCAUCUGUUGGCCAAAGUGCUGACAAAACGCCAGACUCCACAUGUGAUAACGACACACACAGCACGCCGCUCUCAGAUGCACCUGUACUCCAAAAACAUGAAGUUAAUCUUCAGGCAUCUGGCAGCUCUUCAGGAGAUCAGUGUCCCCCCAUUCCUGAUUUAACUGUAACACCUUGCUCUGUGGCCAACAGCCCCGAAACAUACGCCGAAGCCGCGGGCCACACUCGACCUGUGUAUGCCAUUUCAGCGUUUUGGGAUGAAAUGGAAAAAUUGACGAUAAAUGACAUUUUGCAGCUCAGGAUGGGGAGAAGGACACCUCCCAGGGAAACAGUCACACCAAUCGCAGACGAUCACAGCUCCUCUGUGGACACUGUGGAGUUUAAUUCGUCCGAUGGUGGUCUGAUGGAUGCAUCUGACACUGCUGACUCCGACUAUUUCACACAGCCUGAUGAAUCCAAGCCUGAUCGUUCAAGCUGUGAGUUUUCCACCUCUGAUUUUGAGGAAGAGUACUGGCAGUUUCUCGGCACCAGCAGGAACCCGAGUCCUGACCCUCAAAGCAAAAGAAACACGAGUGACUCUCCUUUCUUUGCACACGAGGAAGAGGAGUCCACAAGCUCUGACGGAAAGGAGACGCCUGUUCCUUCAGAGGACUAUGAAAGGAAAUGUUUUGAAGAUGAGGACUCAAAUGCAAGUAAGCUUUCUUUGCAGAGACAGAUUAAAAAAAGCAAAAGCAUGCACAACGUACAAGCACUUAAUAAAAAGGAUUUAUCUCUGCAGGAGCCUCUUAGAAAUGAUGAGAGCAGUAUGUUUCUGAGCAGUUGUCCAUCUCUGGAGGGAAACGUUGUUUUCAAAGCAAGCGACAAUCUUGGAACACUCAUAUAUGCACCUUUUCUAGAUGAACAUUAUCAGAUAUCCUUCCCUGAAGUGUUUGAAAACUUUUUCAGAGAGGAUACAACAAAGAGUGACUCCUGGUGUGUCGCCGUCUACAAUCCAGAGGACAUCUCAGUGGCUCCUGUCUUUGACUACACUCUUUGUACAUUCAGAGAUGAAACAUCAUUCUUCUCCCUCCAAGAUUACCCACGCAGCGUGGAGAAACCCAUCCCCAUUUUCUCUUGUUCUCACCCCACCGUCAGAGAACUCACAUUCCCAAAUCCGGGCUAUGUUUUCAUGAGUGCGGACUGCGGGGAAGAGGAGGACAUCUCUCCAAUCAGAAUUGUGUCUCGCUCUUUCCUCCAGGGCGGUGACUGUAGGGCAGCGGCCCCAUAUGGAUUCUACAGUUGGAAAAGUUUGAUGAGGAAGGUUCGCUUCCCCGACAAAGGUAGCAUCUGGUGCGGGAAAUCUGGUGCAGUGGUGUUCCCAGCUGAGGCUGAAAAAAUCACCAUCAAGUGUGCGGAUCCACCAGUGACAGUGCUCACCGAGAGGCGGGUCUCUUUGACUCCUUCUCAGUUGUUUGGAGAGCUCGCUCUGCAGCAGAGGGUUUUGGAAGCUAUACAGACAAGACGAGAGGGCAUCUUCUCCACACUGAAGCAGUCAGACAUGUGUUUGGUCUGUAUUGCUUUUGCCUCCUGGGUGUUAAAAUCCUCUGAUCCAGAGGCUGCUGAUGCCUGGAAAGCAGCUCUCCUAGCAAAUGUGAGCGCACUGUCGGCCAUCCAGUACCUGCGGCAGUACGUGAAGAAGAAUCCUUCUCAAGAUGACGCCUGACAAUUAUUCUCUUAACAAGAAAGAAGAGUCAUUUCCAAACACUUUCACUUGGGUCCAUCCAUAAAAAUAUAUCUGCUAUUUAUUACUUCUGAUGUCUCAGUGUAUGCAUUGAUUUUCAAGUUACAAUACAGCGUGUAAAGGUAGAUGUUUGCAAAGUGAUUUUCAGCCUGAAGUGAGAUGGACAUUUUUAUUUAAACUUUAAGUUUCCUAUUGUCAAUAGAUUCCAUAAAAUAGACAAACUAACAAUGAAUUGAUCCUGAUUACAAAUACAGUCUGUUACCAAAGUCUCCACAACAGAGACCCCCGUCACUUUAUUACAAUGAAUUUGGACACUGUUGAGCGGGAAUAUUUAACUUGCUUUGCCCAGGGGCUCUGAUGGGGUGUCCUAGGGAUCCUCAGUAGGCACUUUUUUGAAAUUGUAAUUAAAAAUAGCUCUAUUUUGAUGGUUUUUAUGCACUCUGAAACCAUAUCUACAUUCAAAGUACAAUAAAAAAAUCCUAGUGUGGCAGGCGGACCACCCUGCACUCUAACAGAUAAACUGAAUAUCACUGCUGUAGAGUCUGUCCCACAGAUAUGAUCCUGUUGCUGAAAAUACUUAGUAGCAAAUCAGCAGAUGAAAAUAGUUCCCAUCAGAUGCACUAUUUCAAGAUUCUAGAUCAAGUUUCAAAGAUUUAUUCGUCACAUUUUCAUAUUUUCAACAUGUGCAAUGAAAUGCGGGGACAUUUUCUACAGAAGAUGUGCUAAAAGCCAAAAUUUGCAAUAAAAACUAAUCCAUAUAAGAGUAAAUAUUAAGGGCUGGAUAAACAAAACUUACCGGAUAAAAUUUUGAGGUAAAAAAAGAUGUGUAAUGUGAGAAUUAAAAUGUCAAAGGGCAUAUUUUGAGUUUAGGAAAAAUGUAACAUAUACAAAUCACAUUAGUAAACUGACUGUAUAAUAAUUUAAAAAACAGUGUACACAUGCAGAAACUGACAUUAUCCUCCUGGUUACAUUUGCUGAGAAUUACAGUGCCCAGUUCAUUUGGGAAUUAUUUAGCUUUAAAAAUCUAUUAUUUCAUUUAAUCAGUAUACAUGUGUGACCUGAUAGGAAAAAACUGAGCUGAGAGCCAAAGACGGGUAAGUAAUAAAGUAUUGAGAGACGGACAAAGACUUGGUCUGGUGUUUUCAUGGGAUUUGCUGACAAUAAGGAAUUUAAAACUUAUGUCCAGUAUUAUCCUCUAAACGUUUAAAUCAUUUCAGCUGAAUGUUAAACUUUUAAUGACUGUUUUUUUCCAUUUCUGAGUGAACUGAUGUUUAUAUAAGGACCACGCUGUAAGCACAGAAGCUAAUUAUUUUUCACACCUGCUGUUUGUGAAUGUCACAGGUGUGUAUGUCAUACAGCUGCAAUCAAGCUGAGUUUUAAUGGCUGCUUGCUUCUUAGCAGAUGCAAAGUGAAUGUGGGGCGUCUUUCUGUAAAAGAUGGCAAAAAAGGAUGAAAACUUAG
This is a messenger RNA of Plectropomus leopardus (leopard coralgrouper), 4507 nucleotides long. It is a transcript of the gene perm1b, whose product is annotated as PPARGC1 and ESRR induced regulator, muscle 1b. NCBI's taxonomy places the organism in Eukaryota, Metazoa, Chordata, Actinopteri, Perciformes, Serranidae. The record is from RefSeq and is a predicted model, not a curated record. Gene Ontology annotation, cellular component: nucleus; cytoplasm. Gene Ontology annotation, biological process: regulation of DNA-templated transcription; response to muscle activity.